This is a messenger RNA of Equus caballus (horse), 4185 nucleotides long. RefSeq names its product basic leucine zipper ATF-like transcription factor 2 (gene BATF2). The record is from RefSeq and is a predicted model, not a curated record. Gene Ontology annotation, biological process: regulation of transcription by RNA polymerase II. NCBI's taxonomy places the organism in Eukaryota, Metazoa, Chordata, Mammalia, Perissodactyla, Equidae. Gene Ontology annotation, molecular function: DNA-binding transcription factor activity, RNA polymerase II-specific; RNA polymerase II cis-regulatory region sequence-specific DNA binding. Gene Ontology annotation, cellular component: nucleus.
CACGUCCCCCCAGAUGUUUUUUCUUGGUUACAUCAUGCGUGGGGUUGGCCCAGAUCCCUCCCCGUGGAGCUCAUGGACUGGCUUAAUGAGCCCCUUGGGUGCCCGCCUCAGGCAAGAUGCCCCGGCCCUCAUGGUCUCUGGAAAACAAAAAUAAUUCAGAGAAAUUGGGGCUGCUUCUCUGCAUGGUGUGCCGCACUUCAGCCUCUGUUCCCAGGCCCCUCACCAGCAAGGAGGGCCAGGCCCAGCUGUCAGGCCCAAUCUUGCCCACCCAGGCCUUUUAAAUUAUGAGCCUGCAUUAAUCCUGCGUUUCCAUAAAUCUCGGGAAUGAGAAUGGAUUCCAGCUGGAUAGUGCUUUACAACACUGUGUGCAAAGAGCUUUCUUCCCGUCCCGUUCUGCUUCAUCUUCAAAACAACUUUGUAAAAUCAGUCUGAUUUCUUUGUCAUCCCCAGCAUACACUGAGAACACUGAGGCUCCAGGCAAUGGACCUGGUGAAUAGAGUGCCAGGAGUCAGUCACAUCUUCUGACUCUAAAGCCCAAAUGGUUGCACAGCCGGCGCUAGACAUAGCAGGGAACCCUUACUCUCCAUGCCCUACUCGUGACAGACAUCACUAAUCAAUCAUGGCAUGGCAGACAUUGUUAAUCAAUUGCAGUGCUCUUUUCUAAUAAGCUCAGAGGCUGCUGUGAACUCAACACAGUACUCCAGGACACCAUUACUUCUCAGAAGAUCAGACCCACAGUAUCUGCCAUUCCUGUGAUCUCACACCAUCAGUCUUAAGCCCUGAGGAUGCAAGUACAACCCCCAGAUGCUCUUGUCACCAGACCACAGGAAUACAUUGCUCAUCAGUUGCCAUGAGGUUCUUGGAGAGGGCUGUUGGAGAGGGCUCCACCCCCGAACAGAUGUCCCUCACCAGCAUGGUCUCUCUCAGAGGGACAACAACUGUGCAGGUUUGCCUGGGGCUGUAGGGUUCGCCAAGUCUUUAAUAGAAGUUUUAUUAUGAAACACUUCAGGUGCCCCCCAAAGUGUAGAUAGAAUGUAAUCACAGAGAACUGUGUUCCCACAGUCUCAGCAACAAGACACCAGACGCAGCUGAAGUCCCUGUGUGUCCCCCUCAGCCCCCCACUGAGGCCACCACUCUCCGAAUUUUGUGUUUCUCAUUCCUAUGCACAUUUUUAUACAUUUAUUACAUAUUUAUGUACCCAUAUUAUUAACCUUUACAGAAAUUAGGUUGCGCAGCUUGUUAUUUUCAUACAUGUGGAUGUUGUGGGCUUGUAGGAGCGAUGUUAAGCGCAGCUUUGAAUCUCCCAUCAGGUCAUAAUUGCAAAUAUCUGUCGAGCCCUUCCUCUGUACCAGGUGUGGUUUCAGGUGCCUUACCUGCCUUAAUUCAUCUAACAGUCACAAAAAAAUUAUUUGUAUCCCCACUUCACAGAUUUGGAAACAAAGGCAUAGAAAGGUGAAUGACAUACCCAAGUCACAUAGCUUGGAAGCUGUGCUCCUGACUGCUGGAUGUUUACUGUCUCUACUGCUGCGUGGUCUGUGAAAUGAAAACACAGUCCUUUAUCCAUCCUCUUUUAGGGCCAUUGAUUACUUCUGCAGACAUGCCUCAACAUGGGUCUCAGAGGGUUUGGGGGUGCUUGUAUUAUCUUGCUUGGUUCCUACAUCAAGCCUGUGAGGGGAUGUUUGUAUCAUCCCCCACCCUUUCCAGAUGAGAGACCUAAGGCUCAGAGAGGGUGAAUCGCCUUCUCAGAGCUGCACAGCUCCAAUGCACCAGAGGUGGGCUGUGAGCCUGGGCUCCUCCAAUUCCAGAGCCCAGAGACACUCUCAUAUCCCACAGGAGCCCUCGGUCCCCCAUUGGCUUCUCCUCUCGGCUCUGUCCCUGGCAGCCUGCCCUCCCUCCCCACACCUGGCCAUAGGGCUCCGUCCUCCGGCCACCCUCCUCCUCCCAGAGAAGGGGCCCAACCGGAAGGCCAGUUCAUGUUAGGAAAUUCCAGCCACGUGAGCCAACCCUAGCCAGGGAUUCUGAGCAGCCGGUGGCUUUAGGAGAAACUGAAACUUGGCGUGCCGGGGGCGGAGUGGUCACUGGUGAUUUAAAGAGCUUCCACUUCCUUGGGCCCCCAGAGGGCACUGGGAGGUCACAGCGGACGAGGAACACCUCGGAUGUGAGCCUCUGCACCCCUGCCCAAGCCAUGCGUCUCUGCGGGGGGGACGAGCUGCUGGCCCGGACGGACCCAGAGGAGCAUCAGAGGCAGCUGAAGAAGAAACAGAAGAACCGGGCCGCCGCCCAGCGCAGCCGGCAGAAGCACACGGACAAGGCGGACGCCCUGCACCAGCACGAGUCGCUGGAGAAACACAACCACGCCCUGCGGAAGGAGAUCCAGGCCCUGCAGGCUGAGCUGCUGUGGUGGAGUCGGACCCUGCACGUGCAUGAGCACCUGUGCCCGACGGGCUGUGCCUCCUGCUUGGCUCCCACGCCCCCCGGCUGCUGGACCCAGGCAGGGCCACCCCCAGGCCGUGUGCCCCACGGACAACACGGCUGCCAGGAGCAGCCAGACCUGUUCCAGACCCCAGGCCACUCUCCUUCUGCUCAGCAACUCUCUCCAGAUCCGCAUGGCUCCCCUGGCCUCCUCCUCGCCCCUCUGCCCUCACUGUCCCUUGGCUCCACUGCGGUCACUGCGUCUUCGGCCCAGCUCUCCUCCAGCCCUGUCGAAUCUGCCUCGCCCACUGGCUCCACCCUGCUGAGACCCUCCUCCAACCUCAGUGCCCUCCUGCCCAGCCCAGGCCAAGCUGCCCCUCCCCAGCCCCUUGGGCUAGAGCACCCCACCAGGAGGAAGCUGGAGUCCUCCUCCCACAGCCCCUUGGCUGCUCUGGGGCUGGCCUGUCUGCAGGACGGGGAGCACAAGCCUGCCUUCUCAGCAGCAGACCAGCAAGGCCUGGGUGUGGAUCCUAGCCCCCAUCCCCUCCUGGCCUUCCCCCUGCUCUCCUCAGCUCAAGUUCACUUCUAACCCGGCCCCCAGAGCCGGGCUGGCCCCCUGGGCUCAGGAAGCACCCUCAGCACCCAGGCAUCUCUUCCCUUGCCACUGGAGGCUCUCCUUCUUGGCUGACCAGCUGGCCCAGGAUUUCACCGGGGAAAGGAAGCCAUGACAGCAUGCCCACCCUCUGCCAGGCCCUGUCACUGCCACUGUCUUAUUUCACCCUCAGGGUCAUCCUGCAAAAUCCAGAUUAUCACUGCACUUUUUCAGAUAAGGAGACAGAGGCUCAGAGGAGCCAAGUGACUUGUCCAAGGUCACAUAGCCUUUCCUGGGACCUGAAACACCAGCAUCUGUUGUCCUUCUCCUGGUAGGAUCCUGGCCCAGGCACCCUAGGGGCUGAAGUCCUGGACACUGAGGUCUGGUGUGAGGAGGUUUAAGUGCUGGGAGCAGGGAGGGGCUCUCCCUUCUGAUUUGUGAUUCCCAGGGCCACAGAGCCCUGCUGAAACCUCACCCUGGCUGAAGCGGCUUAGGGAGUGGCCAAGCAGGAGCCCACUUCUUCCCCAGCAGUGUUUUCAGAGCCAAGGAACUGAAUCUGUGGGUUGAAGAUGGGAGAAGCCUGCGAUAGUCCCCCCUGGGAUUUCUACAGAACGGGGUACCCCAUAGCCAUAACAAGGCUUCAGAAACAUUCUGCAGGGUCAGCUCUCCGGGCUAUUCCCAAAUAGCUCCCUGCCUCCCUCCUCCCCGCAAGGCCAUGAGGGACUCCUGAGAGCCAUUCAUGUCGUGCACAAAAGGCCUGAGGAAAGAGCAAGGGGAGGGUCAGGUGCCAGGUUACAUUUAAGCAAGUGCUGGUGGCAGUGAGACCCAUGUCUUCUCUGGGACCUCCUCCAUCCCUGGGCAGCCCCUGACCCCUAUUACCCUCGGCUUCUCUGAGCAGCGCCCCUCAUUGCUCUUCGGUUUGAUGGCAGCUGGAGGAUCAGGGGCCAGGACCAGGUGGAGCUCAGCUGCAGUGUCUACUCCAAGGGAGGUUUCUCAUUCAGACUCAGGAUAAACGCUGUAAGGGACCUGAGACCAGAAACUCCAGCUCUUCACGCAGAUUUUCACACACGUGUAAACAGACACUACACUAGUAUUUGACCCACUCCAGGAUGCUGAGCACAAGUCUUGGCAUGUAUGUUAUGGUAAAUAAAUUAAAGUGUUUUCCAAUUCUUUUUGCUUUG